Molecule: messenger RNA, 4069 nt
Organism: Closterium sp. NIES-65
Lineage: Eukaryota; Viridiplantae; Streptophyta; Zygnematophyceae; Desmidiales; Closteriaceae
Source: the annotation of a GenBank genome assembly
AAAGCUUUACUCCAACCCCAUGGGUGGGUCGCUGCCGGAGUCCUUCUCACAACUCAAGAACCUCACCCACCUCCAUCUAACGGACAUGGGUCUGUCAGGGCCCAUUCCCGAAUCGUGGGGGCACAUGAAGAGCCUUCAGUACUUCCAUUUGAGUGACAACAAUCUCUCGAGCACACUUCCAAUCUCUCUGGGGGAACUCACCAACCUUGUUGAACUGUCUGUCGACCACAAUCCGUUCCUGAAGGGAAAGCUGCCGCCCUGCUGGGCCACCAUUCAAUCCCUCGGCACUCUCACACUCACCAGCACCAAGCUGCACUGCCCCACGCGUCCUGUGGACUCCUGCUGUCCCGGCACCCUUCAGAGCGACCUGCCCUAUUGCUCCCUCAUCUGCCACAACUUCUGCCGCGACUGCCAACCACCUCUGCUAUCCACAUCAGUCAUAGCAGGCAUGGUGGUGGGCUGUGUGGUGUUUGUGCUAGUCGUGCUGCUCCUUCUGCUCUACGUUUGGUACUACUACUGGGGACCCGGCAGCCGCAAGGGUGAGUGGGGAGAAGGACGAGUGGGGUGCGAUGGUGAGUGCGGUGGGGGUGUGCGUUGGCUAGGGAGUGUGGUGUUGCUGUGGGCAGCGCUGCUCGUGCUUCUCUACGUGUGGUACUACUACUACUGGAGACGUCAUGGGAGAGAGAGCUGCAGCAGGCCUUCAGGAGGUACUGAUGAUGCCACUCAUCAAUCCCGUUCUCUGUGCAUCCCUCCCCCCCUCUUCCCCCCUUGGGUACCGUGGGAGAGGGAGCUGCAGCAGGGCUUCAGGAGGUACACGUGGAGGGAGGUGAUGGAGGCGACCAACCAGCUGAGCACUGGUGAUGCCACUCCAUCCCAACCUCUGUGCAUCCCCCCUCCCCCUCCUUCCCGCUCCCCGGCAGCGUGGGAGAGGGAGCUGCAGCAGGGCUUCACGAGGUACACGUGGAGGGAGGUGAUGGAGGCGACCAACCAGCUGAGCACUGGUGAUGCCACUCCAUCCCACCCUCUGUGCAUCCCCCCUCCCCCUCCUUCCCGCUCCCCGGCAGCGUGGGAGAGGGAGCUGCAGCAGGGCUUCAGGAGGUACACGUGGAGGGAGGUGAUGGAGGCGACCAACCAGCUGAGCCCCGACAACCUUCUGGGGAAGGGCGGCUUCGGCUCCGUCUACUGGGGCGUCAUCGGCGGGGAGCAGCACAGCGGGUGGAGCUCGCGGGUGUGGAAGAGAGCCGAGGCCAGCAGCAGAACCAAAAGCAGUUUCAUGAGUGGGGCCAGUGGCAUGAGUGGGGGAAGCGGCACGAGUGGGGGCAGUGGCACGAGUGGGAUCACAAUUUCUCUGGUUGAAGCUGCUGCUGGUGCCAAGGGUGCGGGGUCGGGUGGCAAGGUGGCCGGCAGUGCCGAUGGGUCGGACGGGGGGGUGCGUUGCGUGGGCGGCGGUGUCCAUGUGGUGGGCGGCAUGGAGGUGGCUAUCAAGCGGGCGGCUGCUGUGGAGCGAUCGUCCAGUAUCGCCACCAUGUUUGAAGAAGAGGUGAAGGCGGUGUCCAAGUUGAGUCACAAGUACCUCGUGCGCCUCCUCGGCUACUGCAACGAGAACAACGAGCAGGUGUUGGUGUACGAGUAUGUGCGCAACGGGCCCCUGAGCGACCAUCUGUAUGCCAAGUUCCAAGGGCACUUGCUGACUUUUGAGGAGCGAUUGGACGCGGCAUUGGGCUUGGCAGAGGGGCUCAGAUACCUGCACUGCCAUGCUGAGAAGCCCAUCGUGCACCGCGACAUCAAGCCCUGCAACGUGCUGCUUACAGAGGACUACCAGGUGAAGAUAGCUGACUUCGGGCUGCUGCGGCUGCUGGAUGAUGGGGCGGCCAGGGAGGGCGCGUACACGCGUGUGGCGGGCACAAGGGGGUAUCUGGACCCCGAGUACAUGACGUGCGAGAAGGUGUCCACGGCGAGCGAUGUGUACAGCUACGGUGUGCUGUUGCUCGAGAUGGUGACAGGGCGGCCGGCCACGGCCAGGGACCCGGAGGAUGAGUCUUGUCUCAUCCACAUCACCACUUGGGCGGUGCCAUACAUUGAGCGCGGGGAGGCGGUGCCAUACAUAGAGCGUGGGGAGGUGCGGGUGAUAGCGGACGCGCGCAUCGCCUCGCCGCUCAACCUGCCGUUUCUGCUGCAGAUGGCGCGCACCGCCGCCCUCUGCGUGCAGCUGCCGUCCACGCGCCGCCCGGACAUGGCUGAGGUGGCGCGCGUCAUGCUGGACGCCCGGAGAGGCUUCCAUGCCGCUGCUUCUGCCGCUGCUGCCGGUGCUGCUGCACUCGCCGCCGCUGGUGGUGCUGCUGGUGGGCCGGGUGUGCAGGGAGGAAGACAAGGAGGGGUGGGGGGAGCAGCAGGCGGAGCAGGAGGAGCAGGGGUGAUAGGCGGGGCUGCUGCACUGGCAGCGCAUGUAUCGAGAGGAAUUACGGCUGGGGCAAAGGCGCUGGGGGGGAAGGGGGAUGCGCAGGGAGGGGAGGUGGGGAGGAGUGGGAGUGGUGGUGGGAGCGGUAGGAGUGGCAGGAGCGGUAGUGGGCGUCUGGGAGGCAGCCUUAGGGUUAUGCAGAGUGAGAGUAUGAGGAGGUGGGUGCAGUACUUUGCAGGGGGUGGCGGUGCGAGUAGGAGAGACACUGAGAGCUUUGAGGAGAUCAUGCCUAGCAGUACACUGGAGAGCUCGGGGAGAGAGUGGAAUAGAGUGGAUUCGGAAGUUACUUUCUGCCGUUUCGAACGCCCUUUCGCCGCCUUCCUAUCUCAUCUCGCUCGCCCUCCCGUUCCGAUCGACCGUCCUGACGCCGUCCCAUCGACCAUCCUGACGCCGCCCCAUCGACCGUCGCGUCGCGAUCAUGUCGUCCGUCCCGUCGACGUCCUGUCGCCCUCCUACCGUCAUCUCCAUUACCCCUCUCCUCCAAUCACCCUCGCGAUUUUCCCGUCGCAAAUCUCUCUCUCGCCGCUCCCUUCCCGUUGCAACCAAUCGCCUUCUCCUCUCCCUUCUCAUCGGCUCUCUCUCGCCGCUCCCUUUCCGUUGCAAUCGCCUUCUCCCAUCCCUUCCCGUCGCUCUAUCUCUCUCCCCUCCCUUCCCGUCGCUCUAUCUCUCUCCCCUCCCUUCCCGUCGCGCUCUCUCUCUCGCUGCUCCCUGCGCGUUGCUCUCUCUCUCGCCGCUCCCUUUCCUGAACAAAUCGCCUUCUCCCCUCCCUUCCCGUCGCUCUCUCUCUCGCCGCUCCCUUUCCGUUGCAAUCGCCUUCUCCGUCGCUCUAUUUCUCUCCCCUCCCUUCCCGUCGCUCUAUCUCUCCCCUCCCAUCCCAUCGCUCUAUCUCUCUCCCCUCCCUUCCCGUCGCUCUUGCUCUCUCCCCUCCCAUCUCGUAGCCUUAGAUGCAGCCGUCGCAAAUUCCUCUCCCACCCACCAUCACCCACUCCAUCGCCUUCCCGCUCGCCACGAAACGCCUUCUCGUCCCCCGCCCACUUUCUCCUCCCAUCGCCUGCCUGGUCGCCUUCGCGCUCGCACUCAAACGCUCUCCCCGCGCCCUUCCUCUCUCCCUUCCCAUCACCGACCUCGUCGCCCUCGUGCUCGUCCCGAAAUGCCUUCCCAUCGCCUUUCGUCUCUUCUCCCCAAUCAUUAAUCUCUGAAACGCUCUCCAUCGUCGGCCAAUCUGCCCUUCGCUCUUGCUAUGCAAUGCCCUCACCGCGCCCUUCCUCCCUCCCUCACAAUCUGUCUUCCCUCCCCGCAUCCCGUCGUUCCUCUCUCCCCUUCCAUCCCAUCGUUCCUCUCACCCCUUCCAUCCCGUCGUUCCUCUCUACCCUCCCAUCCGGUCGUUCCUCCGCUCUACCCUCCCAUCCCGUCUUUCUUCCUCUCUCCCCUCCCAUCCCGUCGUUCAUCCUCUCUUCCUUCCUAUCCCGUCGUUCUUCCCUUCUCCCCUCCCAUCCCGUUGUUCCCCCUCUCUCCCCUCCUCUCCCGUCAGCCCCCUUGUCCCCAGUCCCUUCUCUUCGCCGUCGACCAAUCAACCGUCCCGUCGCCCUUUCUCUUUUCGUACAUCAUUAA